AGGAAGGAAGAGCAAGUAAGUAUUAGGAGGAUAUGGCAAGGUGGGGAGGAUGGGACCCAUGUCAGCGACAAGCCCGGAUAGUAGUCCCAUGCGCUCAUUUUCUUAUUUUGGUGUAUUUUCAUUUAUUUGUUUUGUUGUUUUUGAGAAAUGGUAUAUUUAUUUGUUGUUGAUGUCCCUCCAAAGACGCUUCGUCCAGCUCAAGAGCCACCACCCACCCAACCAAAACACAACACAAACACCACCACCCACAACCUUCUUUCUCUCUUUGUUUUUACAAAGCAGGAAACUGCGAGAAGCUGCGAGAAAAUAAAAGAAAAAAUAUACGAUUUUUGAGAGAAAAUUCAGCAUCCCAUUUCUUAACAGCUUCAGCUUGACUCAUUUCCUGACUCUGAGUCUCUUGUUUUAAUCUUUUUUGGUUUUUAAAAAUGGAUUGUUGGUCUUCUCCGCUUGCUCCUGAUGAAGAGUUUCAGAAGCUUAUGAUUCGAAUGAACCCCCCAAGCAGGGUUACCGUUGAUAAUGCCUCGAGCACAGCAGCUACUCUGAUUAAGGUUGAUAGUGCAAAUAGGCGUGGAAGUUUGCUGGAGGUGGUUCAGGUCCUAACUGAUUUGAAUCUCAUCAUAAGACGAGCGUACAUUUCUUCUGAUGGGGAAUGGUUCAUGGAUGUCUUUCACGUUACUGAUAAAAAGGGCAAUAAACUAUCUCAAGAUUAUGUAACUGAACGCAUUCAACAGUCGCUGGGAGCGAGGGCACGUAGCUUCAGAUCAUUGAGGAGGUCUGUGGGUGUCCAAGCUGAUAUGGAACACACUACCAUUGAAUUGACUGGAAGAGACAGACCAGGCUUGCUUUCAGAGGUCUUUGCUGUCUUAGCAGACCUCAAAUGCAAUGUGGUUGCUGCCGAAGUCUGGACUCACAAUUCGAGAAUGGCAUCGGUCGUUUACAUCACGGAUGAGGCAAAUGGAUUGCCCAUUGAUGAUGUCGAUCGCCUCUCAAAGAUCAAACAGCUUCUCCUUUAUGUGCUAAAAGGGGACAGAGACAAGCGCGGUGCUAACACUGCUGUUUCUGUGGGUUCCACUCACAAGGAAAGGAGGCUGCAUCAAAUGAUGUACGCUGAUCGUGACUACGAUGUGGAUGAUAACAAUUGUGGGUCAAGUAAUGGUGACCGGAGCAAACCCCUUGUAACCAUAGAGAAUUGUGCUGAUAAGGGAUAUACUGUUGUGAGCUUGAGGUGCCCUGACCGCCCAAAGCUGCUUUUUGAUACAGUUUGCACUUUAACUGAUAUGCAAUAUGUUGUAUACCAUGCAACUGUAAUUGCUGAAGGACCAGAAGCUAAUCAGGAAUAUUAUAUAAGGCAUACAGAUGGUUGUCCUAUUAAUUCUGAAGCAGAGAGACAGAGAGUAAUCAAUUGCUUGGAAGCUGCUAUAAGAAGGCGAACUUCUGAGGGUAUAAGACUAGAACUUUGCGGCGAUGACAGGGUUGGCCUGCUUUCUGAUGUGACCCGAAUAUUUAGAGAAAAUGGACUUUCAGUCACACGAGCUGAGGUUGCAACCAGGGGUUCCCAAGCUGUGAAUGUGUUUUACGUGACUGAUGCAUCAGGAAAUCCAGUGAAGAGUGAGACGAUUGAAGCAGUUCGGAAAGAGAUUGGAUUGACGAUACUUCGUGUAAAGGAAGAAUUUGAAUCCAAAUCUCCUCCUACACAAGAGGGUGGGAGAUUCUCUUUGGGAAAUCUGUUUCGAUCUAGAUCAGAAAGGUUUCUUCACAACUUGGGGUUGAUAAAGUCGUAUUCUUGAGUUGUUGGUUAGGGAAACGAGUUGCUCUCCUGCUUGUAAAUAACCAGAUGCUCUUCCUGAAAUUGUAAAUUGUGCUAUGUGGUUUAGAACCAUAGAAGGAUAAUCCUUUUGUCCUUCUUGGUCAGGCCUCAAAACUGGAAAAUCAAUCUCAACUUGUACAAUUUCAUGUAUAUACCUAUAUAUUUUUCCAAGCUCGUCCUUAGAUCAUUAAUAGUAUUGUUAAUAUUGAACA
This is a messenger RNA of Ziziphus jujuba (common jujube), 2019 nucleotides long. RefSeq names its product ACT domain-containing protein ACR4. Lineage: Eukaryota; Viridiplantae; Streptophyta; Magnoliopsida; Rosales; Rhamnaceae. The record is from RefSeq and is a predicted model, not a curated record. The transcript is spliced from 7 exons. The coding region runs from base 426 to 1787 and encodes 453 amino acids.